This is a messenger RNA of Spea bombifrons (plains spadefoot toad), 1779 nucleotides long. RefSeq names its product actin like 6B (gene ACTL6B). The record is from RefSeq and is a predicted model, not a curated record. Gene Ontology annotation, molecular function: chromatin binding. Gene Ontology annotation, cellular component: NuA4 histone acetyltransferase complex; SWI/SNF complex. The transcript is spliced from 14 exons. Gene Ontology annotation, biological process: nervous system development; regulation of transcription by RNA polymerase II. Lineage: Eukaryota; Metazoa; Chordata; Amphibia; Anura; Pelobatidae. Bases 1 to 1278 code for a protein of 425 amino acids.
AUGAGUGGAGGGGUGUAUGGGGGAGAUGAGGUCGGGGCUCUGGUCUUUGAUAUUGGUUCGUACUCCGUUCGAGCUGGUUAUGCUGGCGAAGACUGUCCUAAGGCCGACUUUCCCACCACCCUGGGCGUCCUGUCUCCUGAUGACUCACUGUCCUCAGACCUGGAUAAAGACCGCAAGCUGAACCGGGUCUACUACAUCGAUACAACGUGUCUGCAUGUCCCGCGCCCGCACACCGAGGUCACGUCUCCCCUCAAGAAUGGCAUGAUUGAAGACUGGGAUGCCUUCCAAGCCAUCCUGGAUCAUACAUUCAACAAACACCUGAAGUCAGACCCAGCUCUGCACCCGGUCCUAAUGUCAGAGGCCCCUUGGAACGCCAGGGCAAAGCGAGAGAAGUUGACAGAAUUAAUGUUUGAACAUUACAACAUUCCUGCCUUCUUCCUGUGUAAGACGGCCGUACUCACCGCUUUUGCCAAUGGUCGCUCAACAGGUUUAGUACUAGACAGCGGGGCCACACACACCACUGCGCUCCCAGUGCAUGAUGGGUACGUUCUACAGCAAGGUAUUGUGAAGUCCCCCCUGGCUGGAGAUUUCAUUACUAUGCAGUGCAGGGAGUUAUUCCAGGAGAUGGGGGUGGAGAUAAUCCCUCCGUAUAUGAUCGCGUCAAAGGAGCCGGUCCGGGAGGGAUCUCCACCGAAUUGGAGACGAAAAGAGAAAUUACCGGCUGUUACUAAAUCGUGGCAGAAUUAUAUGUGUAACGAGGUUAUACAGGAUUUCCAGGCCUCCGUUCUGCAGGUGUCAGACUCUCCCUAUGAUGAACAGGUGGCCGCCCAGAUGCCAACUGUUCACUAUGAGAUGCCCAACGGGUAUAACACGGACUACGGGGCAGAGAGGCUGCGGAUCCCUGAGGGGCUGUUUGAUCCGUCCAAUGUAAAGGGCCUCUCUGGUAACACGAUGCUCGGCGUAGGCCAUGUUGUCACCAGCAGUAUUGGAAUGUGCGAUAUAGACAUCCGGCCCGGGUUGUAUGGCAGUGUCAUUGUCACAGGGGGCAAUACGCUACUGCAGGGGUUUAACGACAGGCUGAACAGGGAGCUGUCCCAGAAAACCCCCCCGAGCAUGCGCCUGAAGCUCAUAGCAAGCAACAGCUCCAUAGAACGUCGCUUCAGCUCCUGGAUUGGAGGCUCCAUCCUGGCCUCGCUGGGGACAUUCCAGCAGAUGUGGAUCUCGAAACAAGAAUAUGAGGAGGGAGGGAAGCAGUGCGUGGAGCGCAAAUGCCCCUAAUGCCCCUUUAUCCUUUUACUGACCACAAAGCACAUAUUACUUACCUCCCUAAUACUCAUCAUGGAAAAUAAUUAUAGUCCAUAUCAUCCUGUACUGACUGAGACCCCUUAACAGCCACUACUGCCCCCUCCAUACUGACCAAGAGUACGUACUGGCCUCUAAUGCCCCUUCCGUCCUCACGGACACUACAUAACAGCCUCUACUGCCCCUUCCCUACUCACCGACACUACAUAACAGCCUCUACUGCCCCUUCCCUACUCACCGACACUACAUAACAGCCUCUAUGCUCUAGUCCUAUUAACUCCCCGUAACACAGUUAUGAUUUAUAUCAUUGGAUGUAAUCCUGUCUGACAGGGAGCCAAAAGACUGCUGUUCAUUAGAAGUGGUACCAAUAUUUAAAAAAAGGGAUCAAAGUGCCAGGCAGGGAACUACAGACCUGGGAUAAUAUUCAGGAAUACAUUUCAUCCGAUAAGAUAAUUAUCCAAUAAACGAGUCAGCAUG